Molecule: messenger RNA, 2748 nt
Organism: Topomyia yanbarensis
Lineage: Eukaryota; Metazoa; Arthropoda; Insecta; Diptera; Culicidae
Exons: 4
Coding region: 235-1515 (426 amino acids)
Source: RefSeq, a predicted model, not a curated record
GAAUUCACGCGAUUUCAGUCAGUAGAGCAACGCGAGCCGCCUGAGCUAUGUCGUGAGGGUUUGACAGUUUAGUCAGUCAGUCAGUCAGUCAAACGCCGGACAGGUACCUACCAGCAGCAGUCAGGUCGAAUUCAGUUACUUGUUUUAUUUUGUGUGUUGAUGACAAGUGGUUGGUCGAUCGUUUUUUUGUUUUCCGAUUUUGAAGUGAAGAUUUAAAGGCGAAAAUUAGUGAUCAUGUCUGUUCUACCGGGGAAUGUGAUCGAAGCUAUUAAGGAGCACGUUUCGGCUAAAGGGAUGAAGGAUCCCAAGUUUGAUAUCUCUAGUGGUUCCCGGAAUGGGGACAGUUAUUCCGGAGAUGUGUACCGGAUUGUUGUUUCGCCGAAUGAAAAAGAUGUUGAGGAUUGCCGCAAUAACAACGGCGAUGGCGCCAUCACCGAGCUUCCAAAGGUCAUUAGCGUUAUCGCCAAGGUAGCUCCAACGAGCCAGCUCCGAAGAAGUUUGUACAACAGCUCGGCUCACUUCCAGCGGGAAAAGUACAUCUUCGAUAUCGUGUUGCCAACGUUUGAAAAAUUCCAGGAAACCAGAGGCCUCAAACCAUCGCGAAUGUUCAAUCACUACCCGACGGUGAUCGCUUCCGACUGCAGCGAAGGGCGAGAGUUCGUUUUGCUCGGAGACCUAUCGGCGCAAGGUUUCCGCAAUUUUCAGCGAACGGAACCGCUGGAUUACGAGAGUGUGUCGCAAAUUUUAGUUUUUCUAGCCCGAUUUCACGCCGUUUCCUUUGCCAUGAAGGACCAGGCGCCGGAAAUAUUCGAAAAGAUAAUCGAUCAGCUGAGGGAGACUAUCUUUGUGGCACCGUUGCACAGUUCGUUCGAGGGUUUUCUCAAACGACAGGUCGACUAUGCGAUGAAAACGUUGGAGCACUGUCCGGCCAAGGGCGAUGCCGAGGUGAGCAAGCGGUUGUUCCAGUUUCGGGACGAGUACGGACCGUCGAUGGUGGAGUGUGUGGAUAAUCGUGCGGAUGUGGUGAUUUGCCAUGGGGAUUGCUGGAUCAGCAACAUUCUGUUCAGGCAGAGGAACAUCCAAAACCCAAAAGAGCUCAGGUUCCUGGACUGGCAGGUAUCUCGCUGCGGCACACCGGUAAUCGAUUUGUCCUACUUCCUGUUCUGCUGCACCGACACCGAAUUGCGAACCCGGCUGCCCGAGCUACUCCGAAAGUAUCACACCGCUCUAGUCGAGCGAAUCGACGAACUAGGAUGCGAUGGCCAGAAGCUGUUCCCGUUUGAGACACUACAACAGCAUUUGAAAAAAUUCGCCCGAUUUGGAUUUGGAAUGGCUCUGAUGACCCUACACACCACUUGCUGCGUGGAGAAGGACCUGCCGGACAUAUCGGCCGCUCUCGAGAGUUCCGAACUGGUAGAUCUGGACAAGUACGCCAAAGAUUUGCUGUACAAUCCGGCCUACAUCAAACGGAUGACCGGCGUCUGUCGAGAUAUGGUUAAGCUAGGCUACCUGUAGGCGAUACCCGUUCAUACCAAAAUUCUGCAACAAAAGUGUUUGAGUUUUCAUUUUUUUUCGUUAAGAUUUAACUGUAAGAUGCGUUCAAAAAAAAUAAACCGAUAGGGUCUAACCGUACUUAGAUUAUAUCGAUUGUUAAGGCAAACCACUUGAAAGCAGUAUUUUUAACCGGUAAAACUUUAUUAUUUUAACAUUUAAUUGAUUGAUUCUAGGGAAAAUAAGCAAAACAUUUAAAAAUUUCCUAAGAGAGCGAAGCUCUCGGUGAGAAAGGAAAACUUGACGCAGGGAUUACAACUAGUGUCUAAGACAGAACCAAACGUUGAAAACGGAAAAUUACGAAUCGUAAUCGGCUUUAAUCAUCACAUUUUAGUGAUUGGAUUGUACAAUUGGUAAUAAGUAGGAGUGCGGAUAUUUCAAAGCAAAAAAAACAUAAACAGUAAAGCACCACCUUUACGAAGCACUUGGAUACUCAAUUUCCGUGUAUUGGUACGAAGAUAUUUUGAACUUUCUUAUUAGGUUUUAAGCAGACGCAACCAACGUCCAAGGUACGUGCCGUGACACACACUGUUUGCUUCGUACCAGCGUUGGCGUCCUUUAGAUGGUAGAAAAGUAUCGUGAAAUAAAUAUGACUGCCGGAAUAAAAAUAAAUUUAGGUACAUAACAAGUAUCUUUUAAUGAAAUAAGUAAUCUUUGAGAUGGCCGUAAUAUUUGAUCAGACUCGCGGCAUUUAAAGGGGCGAUCACUAAAUUAUUGCAACGAUGUUUUAGUGGAUGAACAACUUAUCGAAAUUCUAUAUUUAUUUCUUGAAAGAAAUAAAUUCAAUUUUCAAUCCAAUACAUUUUUCACACACACAAAUGACGUAUUGUUCUCAAUGACACACAAUGUUUUUUUUCGCUAGAAACUGGCGAAAAAGUAUUCACUCGAAACGGUAAAGCGUACAGCAACGAUGCCUUCUAGAAUUUUUUUAUGAUUGUCCAACACCUUCAUAUUGAUGAUAUAGUUAUAGUGAUUAAUCCACCUUGAAGUGAGAUAUUUGUUACAUUUUUGAAAAACAAGACGAAGUCUACAGAAAUGUUAAAGAACCUGUUUUUGCAAAUAACUGUAGGUACUGAAGGCCAAAAAUCUCUAUUUAUAGUACAUUCGAUGAUGUUGAUCGUUGUUUGUGAAUGAUCCCUUAAGAAACAGGGUUUAACAUAACAAUAUCGUAAAUAAAGCUUCAACAUAUUCCAGAAA